GAUGAUGAUCGGCUCGUGUCGCGAUCGUGAUUUUUUCGCAAGUAUUUCCAGCUUCCUUACAAACUCAGCAACUCUCAACCAUUUUCAAGAAAAAUCUCGAUUUACGUAACGAAUUUCGGCAGCAUUUAACCUCUACAAAUCCCAGUGAAUUUCGCCAAAGUGUGAUUGAUUUCGCGGGGUGCGAGUGUCUUCUGUCGCAGGGAAAAAAGGCAAAGUGGUAGUGGACUUGGUCGUUUGAGUCGUGGCUGUCAAGUCGAUAAAUAAAGACGUGUUUUUUCAUUCACCAAGUUUCCCUGCUUUGGAUUAAUCAGCAUUUUUGGAUUUCGAACAGUGGGACUCUCCACUAUUUAAACAAAAAACGAAGACGAGGUAAAAAGUGAAAGGUAAAUUUAUCAGUCACAAAAUUUCCGAAGCCAUGGAUGACAAUAAUUUUUCGUGGUUAAGACAAAGGUAAAGAUCAGUUGGCCUGAAAAAAAAUACUGCUUGACGGUAUUCAGAUGUUGUGAUUGUUGAAUGUGGAGUGCGAUUUCGCGCCUUUUGGGCAAAAGCAAAUUAGAGGACACGAGUCCCAGUCCUGAAGAUCAGACGUACGACGUUAAAAACGUGCCAGAGGCCAACGAAGUUGUCCAUGUUUUCGAUAAAAUGGAUCGAAAUACGGCCGAUGAACGACGAAAGGGCCUUGGUGAUUAUCCAGCUGGAGGAGGGGACUCCGAACAUCAUCCAGAUUCCCACGAUUCUCGCCAGGCUAAACAACGUGCCUCCGUAAAAUGGCUUCUGUCGAAAGCAUACAACAAUCGAGUCCCCGAUAAACUCAGGGAACCUUAUUAUCGUGAUCAUGAGGAUCAGGAACAUCUGAAGCCGCAGAUCGUCCACACUCUUUCCAAUGCAGAACUUUACUGCAUGGCGUUGGCCAACAUCUAUUCUGACCCGAAUUACCACAAUCAAAAUCAUUCGGGUAUUCUGCAGGCCCUGGCCAGAAAAGGCGUCUACGUAUCGGAAUCGAACACUCAGCUCACCGAAACAAUUCUCAUACAAAAUUCACCGCUGAAGAUGUCAGCGCAUAUGGCUGUGAUAGAAGGAUUGAUGGUCCUUUAUGCGAAGGAAGUAGUGACCGGAGAUCGAGUAGCAUCGGCAAUCAGAAGAUUCGAUCCUCAGGCCAGAGUAGAAGUUCCAGCUGACCACGAGAGGGGACUUUUGCUCUGGAUAAGCCACGCUUCGCAUGCACUGAUUGCCAAAAUCCAAACCGAGGAGGGCGCUGGGGAUAAAACGCGACUGCCAGAGCUUCCAGCAGCCAAAGACUUUCAGUCGCUGUGCGAUGGCGUCGGGUUGGCUGCAGUGGUUGCAUUUUACUGUCCUGGAGAACUUAAUUGGAUGGAUAUUCGAGUCUCGAAAAGGCCAUCGGUCGCUGAUGCUCUUCACAAUUUGUCACUGGUGCACACCUUCUGCACUAGGUGUUUGCCUUAUUCCACUUUUCACAUGCAACCUGAAGACGUCACCUACAUGAGAGGAUCGAUGAAACAAAAUUUGGUCGUUUUCCUCGCCGACAUGUACAACGUCUUGGAAAUCCAUCCUGCCAAGUGUGUGCGAUACCCUGGAGAGGAUAGAGCACAUCAGUUUUUAGAUGCCUGCCCGCGCAAUAGUCACGGCGUAGCUCAUAAACGAAGCCUACCGCAGUCUGUCACUCCGAUUCCUGAUUUGAGAAGCAACCUCUCCAUAUCCGCGCCAGGUUUCACAGUUCCGAAACAAGUGUCAUCCAUGACGGUAAAAAAGUCCCAGUCUUUGCAGCAAACUGCCGAGAGCCAUUCCACAGAAGAAAGGAGAAAUGACGAGAGUUUUGUGGUACAUCGAGGAAAAGGAGUGCCGACUUUGAUGUCUGUCGCUGAUGAAAAGUCCGCAGCUAGAGCAGAAGCCGCUGGUCGGCCUAGUAACUGGGUGGAUACGCGACGAAGUUCAUACGGGGGCAGAAGAUCGAGGAGAAAUAGCAUUACGGACGACUCUCAGCUCACUAUUGAAAAUUUUGGCGGGUCGCAGGACAAUCUGCACAAUUUUGGAAGGAACCCCGACAAGGAUGUGGGAGCUCAAGUGGGAAAGUGGAAUCCGACGGAAGUAACACCGACGCUUCCAGCUCGUUCGAGUGUCCAGGAUGUUUAUGGAAGUGGCGUUCAGUUAAUUCUCGCCGACAAUGGUUACAAUAAUGAAGAACCUCCACCACCAAGGCUGAGAAGGCACGCUUCCAAUUCAAGUAUGGAUAGCACUGGGCUCAAAAGCACUCUACAACAUUCCAGCGAGAUCGAUAAAACCGACGGAGAAAUCACGAAACUUGCAAGUUUCGCGAAUCUUGGUAGGCAAACUGCCGAAAAGGUCAUUAAUUUUACUUAUACGGAGCAGGAGAAAGAAGAGGCCCUUGCAAAAUCAAAUCUGGCGAAUAAAAAACAUGUUCAGACGAACGGAAAUGGUCUCGCCGAAAAGAAAACGUCUUUUGCGACUCUGCCUAAUACGACGACGUGGCAACAGCAAAGCAACCAACAAAAUCAACAGAAUGAAAAUCAAUCUGCUGAUGAGGGUGGUAAUAACACUGUGAUGGCAUCGCAACUAAAUAAUAUCAGACUGAAAUUGGAAGAAAAGAGACGACACAUAGAAAACGAAAAAAGAAGAAUGGAAAUCGUGAUGUCGAAACAAAGACAAAAAGUCGGGAAAGCUGCCUUUCUGCAAGCGGUCACAAAGGGUAAAGUUAAGUCUCCUUCAUCAUCGGCAUCUGGAGGAGACAGUCCUGUGGAGGUGGGUCCCCCCAAUCCCAUAAACUCCGGAUCUACCGGGGAAUCUCCAGUUAGCAAUGCUGAGACGUCCUCCAUACCCCAACAAAUAUCUCAAGAAAAACCUCAACGUCCCUUCUCACUCAAGGAAAUUAGCGAAGAUGUUAGAGAUGUGGAACACAAGUGGCUGGAGCAGGAUGGAAGUGCACCUUUUGUCGAAACUCGACGCACGCCUGACAUCGAGAAUAUGGAUCUUGAUCAAUAUCAUCAGUCUAUAUCACAUAUGAAUACUAGUCUAAGCGAAAUUCAGGCGGACAUUCAACGCCUCGCGAGCCAGCAGAAUCAAAUACAGCAGCAACAUUUAAUGACACAGCAUCAGCAUCAAAUGCAGCAACAAUUGCAACAACUGCAAAGUCUUAGUCAACAACAGCACAUACCGCAGAGUUAUGGCGUUCAAACGUCGAAUUCUAUGACCGCGCGAAUUCAGGAACCACAACAAUCUCAAUUUUACCUUCACGACCAACCACAACUGCCAAGAAGAACGUGGGGUUCGCCAUUGCCGGCUCAGAGUUUAGCGAAUGAAAUGGCCGCCGUUGGUUAUCAACCUCCCAUUGAUUCUCGAUUUAACACCCAACCAAUUGUUUAUCAACAAGAUCCUCGCCUUUAUCAAGAUACAAGAUCUUGGGGUGUGCACCACUUACCUCAGCAGAAAGGAUUCGUUCUGCACGACACUUCUCAGGAGCAACGAUAUCUCAACGGCGGAGAUCAUAGUCUUUGUAAUAAUCAAAUUAAUCAUCCGGCGCCUAACUACCCGACGUCUACGUCUUUGUUCAACCAAACGCCACCUUCCUCUGCUAGUCCUCAGCAUCGAAACGCUGUUCAUCGGAUAAGUCAGUUGAUGAGCGAAAAUCCAGAAAUAAAAAGGCCAACUGUUCAUCAUGUUCCAAUUACAUGCGAAAGUCCAACGGAAAAAAGGCAAACUGCUACGAUGCACACGCCCGUCCCAGCCCCUCCAGUCGAUGAUAUGGAACCCCAAAAUAUAUCCUUCAUUGGAAAUGACGAUGAUCUCUCACAGGAUAUACGAAAGCACAUUACGUCAGGCAGUAGAACUUACAGGAUACCUUCACCAACGAGACCUUCCAUAUCUAGAAAUUCGUUUCAACCUCACUCUUCCCUUCGAGAAACGACACCUUCGCCUUCUGCGGCGCCGGAUAUCACGCCAAAUGAACCUAGUGAAACUGCAGAGAAGGGAUUUUAUAUAUCCUUCGAUAAUGACGCACCUAAGAAACCAAAACCAACGCUUCGGCAGAAAAAAGCAUCUCCGAAAAAGGAGAGAAGUGUUUCCUCGUACUUGGAACACGAAGACUUUCCCUCUCGAGCGGAGUCUCCGCCAGUGAAUUCCUCGGAAAGGCCGCGACAGACGGACGCUCAAAGAAACAUGGAGAGAGAAAGACAGAGACAAGUCGCUGAACGGGAUUUCCAACGUCAGGAAAUGAGGGACCGUGAACUCCAGAGGGAAAUCGAGAGGGACCGUCAGAGGGAGAGAAAUCGAGACAGCAGCGCCGAUGGCCGACAAGCUACCGGAGUCGGACUGGUUAUAGGAAAUCAAUUAGCAAAUCCUGAUCCCAAUUCUCUGGACGAAAUGGAACGCAAGAAGGAGAGAAUAAUGCUUUUGUCUCUCCAGCGAAGGCAGCAGCAGGAAGAAUUGAAGGAACGCAAAGAGGCUGAAGCUCAAGCUAGAAGAGAGGAAGAGAAAUUUAAAGAGGAAGAAAGAGCGAGGAAAAAGGAUGAAGAGAGACAGAGGAGAGCGGCGAUUUUAGAACAGUAUAAAUUAAAGAAAGCGAUUGAAGAAGCUGAGAGAGAAGGUAAAGUCCUCGACAAAGAUUUGCUAAAUGCAAUAAAGCCGACAAAACUCCGGAAUAAAGUAACGACGAGUCGUCCUCGACCGAAAACGAUUCAUGUCGACGCUGGUGCGGAAUUGGAUUCGGGAGCUCUCACCCCAAGUCGAGGAAAGAAAGGUUCUUCCUCGAAUCUCAGCACUGCGUCGCUGACGUCCCCGACGAUGAGACGAGAUUACUACCGAGGAUCGCAGGACAGUCUAACUGCCGCGCAUCUCGACGACCGCCGAUCUGGCCCACUUUACCGAGGGGGCAGCCUCAGGGUAUCUUCCGUAGAUUCGCCCGACGAUGGUCGAGGAUCAUCUCCAAGUCGAAGCACGAAUCAGCUUGGACGUCGUGGUUCCUACAAAACUUCCCGAGAUACGCAGGAGCCUCAGCAACAGGUUAGAGGCAGGCCUAAAUACCCGACUUACCAAAACUUUAAGGGGAGAAAGUCUAAUUCCUUGAUGAAUUUGUGCGAUACAGAUAGUGGCCUGGGUCGAGCAACGCCUCCUAGACGAGCACCGAGUCCUGGAAUGGGUAGCAUGAGGCAUUUGCCAUCACCUUCUGGACCAGGUUCGCUUCCACCUGGUCUCAUGACCAAGAGGAGAGUCUUCGAUGAUGGAAGUAGUGAUAUUAGCAGUACUCCCAGUUCCAUGAUGGAUUACAACGGACCCCGGCUUUAUAAGCAACCAACGACAAAGUCGAACCGAGGCAUCAUGUUAAAUGCUGUCGAAUAUUGCGUUUUUCCGGGCACUGUUAACAGGGAUGCAAAAAGAAGAGUUCUCGACGAAAUCGCCAGAUCCGAGAGUAAACACUUCCUCAUUCUUUUUCGGGACGCCGGUUGUCAAUUUCGAGCUCUCUAUUCCUAUUGUCCAGACCGAGAAGAUAUCACAAAACUUUACGGCACUGGGCCCAAGCAAGUCAUCGACAAAAUGUUCGACAAAUUUUUCAAAUACAAUUCGGGCGGAAAGUGUUUCUCGCAAGUUCACACGAAGCACCUGACUGUAACCAUAGACGCCUUCACGAUACACAACAGCCUCUGGCAAGGGAAAAAAGUGAAUCUGCCCAAUAAGAAAGACAUGGCCCUCGUCAUAUAGCUUUUAGGCAAGUGUCACCUUUAACAAGUACGCUACUGUGCCCUCUGUUGUUCAUAGUUACUAUUUUAAUACAGGCCCAUAUUAAAAUUAACGCCAAGCGCCGCUACGUUAAUUAGUUAGUUUUAUAAGGGAAAAAAACCGAACGGUGUUGACUUUAAUUCAUCAAAAAAGCGCCUUACUUUUAAGCGAUCGUUACCAGAAUCUUGUUAUGUUUUCAAUUCUCUACAAUUCUUUUCAUUUUUUUUUCUUUUUUCAUUUUUAAUACUAUUUACAUUAUUACUUUUUGUACUGCCGUCAGCACCGCUCGACAAUCGGUAUUUCUACUCUAGGAAAAUCGAUCACAAUCUCGGAUUAACGACGCGCAGCGAACGACCGUACGACUGACAUAUGUACUAUAUUUAAUUUUUUUAAUUUUACUUCGGAUCCGCGAUGGAAAGAAAUUCAAGUGGCGUUCGUACCGAUUUUCUCACUCAGGCCAGAUAAGGAAAUAUUUUCGAAAAUUGGUAAUUAAAAUAUGCUAUAGAGGAUUGUAAAGUGGAAAAUUGGUUUCAAGAUGUGUUUACUUGAAAUCAGAUACUAUGUAUAUUAAUAGCAAGUUAACGUCGAAGUAAAUGUUUUGUAUCCAGUGAGAAUAGAUUUCGAAAAUGAUAAAUCAUUCCUCAGUGAGUUAAAAUUUGUUGCAUUUCUACUAAAUCGUCCCUAAUGUUGGCCGCGAUGUGUUUUGUAUUAAUAAGAGAAAUGAUCGUUUUUCUAUAAACAUGACGACUUGGAUUAUUUAUUCUAAUUCCAGAAAAAAAUAAUAGCUGUCUUUAGAAUCUCGAACACUUUCGUUGUACUUUUGACGUCAUUCGGACGCGAAAUUUCCAUUUCCGAUUUUAAAAAUCUUCGACUCGUCGUUGUAAUUUUAUCGAGUGUAACUCACAUUUUGAAUUUGAGCAUUUCUUAAAGUUUUUUAAAAAUACCAUAAAAGAAGUGUGCAUGUGCGGUUUUUUUUUAAUUCAUCCGAAUAAUCAAUAAUUUUCAACAUUCCUUUUAAUUACGAACUGAAUUUCUAUUUUGAAAAGGCGCAUUAGCUUGAGAAACUUAAACGUGUCAUCAGUCAAAUUUUGACCUCGGCUUGGCAAUUUUCGUACAAGUUGAUUUGGAGGACUCACAUGUUUUUAAAAACACCCUACCUUAAUUUGAUUUAUCAGAAUCUAAAUUCGUUCGAAGCUGUAAAUAUAUGAGAGGCGUAUUUUUGGAUAUAAAUGAGAAAUACAUUAAAAAACUGUUUCAAAAGUGAAAGGAAUUGAGUGUAAAUGUUCCGAAUGAGUCCUCCGAAAAUGAUGAUUAACAUAUCGAUGUCUAUACUUCAAAAAAAGAAAUUCACGGCGAACGUACUUGAAUGCAUUUUCUGAGUUCCGGAAAUUAGUAUUUUUCGCGUGAAAGAGAUUCUUUCGACAUUUCCACAAAGAGAGUAGGCAUGACAAUAUAUCUACCGAACAAAAAGAUAUAUACGCCAUAAAAGAUUUUUAUUUCUGUCUUUAAUUUAAGAAACGAUGUGCAAGUGAUGAGAUUAAUUAUCAGUGGAAUGAAUAAUGCUGAUUAAUAAUAAUAAUAAUAUUAAUAAUAAUAAUAAUAAUUUAGUCACUAAUCUUAAGUCAGUGGAGAAAAUCGGUUAGAAGCAAAGAAAUAUGAAAGAAGUAAAAGAAUAAAGAAGGUGAGAAAGGAGAAAAGGGUUAUUGCUUGUGCUUGAUAUUUAUAUUUUUUUAAAAAGCGUUCGAGAUUAGCGAGGCGUUCGACCUGGCGUAAGUUUGUGAAAUAAGAAUUGAAAGGAGGUGAAAAAGAGAAUAAAAAAAUACAUGCGAGAGGCAAGAAACAGUGGCAACUCAAAUUUGCAAAGAGGCAUGACUGUAGUGCAACGCGUUUGUUGUAUGUUGCAGUAAAUUGCGCUUAUCGGUAAUAAUAAAUAAUAAUCUUUA
Molecule: messenger RNA, 7691 nt
Organism: Belonocnema kinseyi
Lineage: Eukaryota; Metazoa; Arthropoda; Insecta; Hymenoptera; Cynipidae
Gene: Patronin
Product: patronin
Exons: 27
Coding region: 514-5730 (1738 amino acids)
Biological process (GO): negative regulation of microtubule depolymerization; cytoplasmic microtubule organization; neuron projection development
Cellular component (GO): microtubule minus-end
Molecular function (GO): calmodulin binding; microtubule minus-end binding; spectrin binding
Source: RefSeq, a predicted model, not a curated record